This is a messenger RNA of Stegodyphus dumicola, 5261 nucleotides long. RefSeq names its product dedicator of cytokinesis (gene Zir). Gene Ontology annotation, biological process: positive regulation of GTPase activity; small GTPase-mediated signal transduction. Gene Ontology annotation, molecular function: guanyl-nucleotide exchange factor activity. The record is from RefSeq and is a predicted model, not a curated record. Lineage: Eukaryota; Metazoa; Arthropoda; Arachnida; Araneae; Eresidae.
AUAGAAUAGAGCCCUUCUGUUUUUUUACGCUUUUGAUGUUUUAAAAAACUUCAAAUGCCGCCUGCUAAAUUUUAGAAUCAACAUGUGAUCAGAGAUUUAAAAGAAGGUCUAUAAUGGAAAUUCGCCAGCGGGCGUUUGCCCAAAAAUUAAAGUGGCAGCACAAUGCUGAUAUUCGUCAACAAAUUUCUACUAUUUCAUCUCAACAAAACAAGCAAGAUAUUGCUCCUAAGCACGCAGUAUUACCUGGAAAAGUUCCUUUAAAUGAUGUUGUUGAUCCUCUUGAUGUUGAAGAAUUUCUUGAUCAACACAGAGAUCAAAUUGAAUGUGACACAUUUCGUCAUAUGCUUGAUUUUCCUGAGGAUGAUAUAGAAAUUGGAAUUUUGCCACAUAAAUGCCGAACUUUAGAGCAUGUGGUACCUGAUGAUGAAGUGGGAGAACUGAACCAGCAAGUAAAAGACUGCAUACAGUGUUAUACUGCUGACUGGAUUGUGAUAAAUAGAAGGUAUCAGCAAUAUAGUUCAAGUUUUUGUUCUUAUGAAAACAUAUCAGACAAACAAAAUGUGGCAAAAUCAGUACCAAAGCAAGAAUUUGAAAUUGAUAUGUCAGUGUCUUCGUGCGAUUAUAAGAGUGAUGAAACCCGCUUGAAGCAAAUAAAUGAACAGCCUUCCCAACAACCUCCUCUUGCUGAAGAUGAAGAUACUUCUGAUUCUUCUGCUCCACCUUCUAAUCGCCAGUCAUUUCAACUUGCUGAUACACCUAGAGGAAGCUGGGCAAGUAGUGUCUUCGAUCUCCGGAACUCCCAAGCAGAUCCACUCAUUCCAUCAUUAUUGGACCACACCCCAUCUGAAGCAUUAGACUAUAUGAACGAAAUUAAGCGACAGGAAAAUAGGACAGAUUCUGUGUUUGCUUUGUAUCCUCCAAUGGAUGAUGAAGAAUUUAUUGAAAAGAGGUUUCCUGGACCUGUUCCCAAAGAACAUAUUGGGCAUCGCUUAAUUGUGAAAUGUUUGGCCUUGAAGCUAGAUUUAGAAAUUGAACCAAUUUUUGGAAUCAUGGCUUUGUAUGAUGCUAAAGAAAAACGAAAGGUUUCUGAAAAUUUUUAUUUUGAUAUGAAUUCUGAGCCUUUAAAAAGAAUGCUUUCAAGUCAUGUGUGUUACCAAGAUGUGUCAACUUUAAGUAGAUCCUGUAUAUUCCAAAUAACAAAUCCAUCUCCUGAUUUAUUCCUUGUAAUUAAGUUGGAAAAGGUACUUCAGGGUGAUAUUAAUGAAUGUAUUGAACCAUAUGUUAAAGAUGAUAAAAACAGAGAUAAACUGAAAAGUAAUGCUGUUUUAACUUGUGAAAGACUUGGAAAGUACCGAAUGCCAUUUGCUUGGACUGCAAUUUAUUUAAUGAAUAUUAUAAAUGGUGUAAGCAACAUGGAUAAAGAAUCUGGGAGUGAUAGAGAUAGUAUUUCAUCAAACAGCUUAGACAGAAAAGCAGGUAAUGGACUGGAAAGUUUUCGAAAGAAAUCUGAUACUGGCACAUUAGGUCGUGGCUCUUUAGAGAGACGUAGUACAAUUGAUAAAAGGAAUAGCUGGUGUACUGAUGAUCUAGGAGCAAAUCUUGACACCUUUCGACCUGUUACAUUAACAGUGAAUAGUUUUUUUAAACAGGAAACUGAUCGCUUGAGAGAUGAAGAUCUGUUUAAAUUUCUUGUUGAUCUUAAAAGGCCUUCUUCAGUACUUAAGCGAUUAAAAUGUGUUCCAGGAAUAUUGAAGCUAGAUAUUGCACCAUGUCCUGAUGAACCCAAAUACUGCUUGACACCAGAACUGGCACGACUGCAUCCUUAUCCAGAUGAAAAGGGGAGACCAACCAAGGAGAUUUUAGAACUUCCUGUUAAAGAAAUUUAUGCUCCUCAUUAUUCAUAUCGUAAUAUUCUCUUUUUAUACCCUAGAGAUGUCAAUUUUACAAAUCGUCCUGGCUCUGCUCGAAAUAUAACAUGCAAAAUACAAUAUAUGUCAAGUGAAGAACUACAUAGUGCAAUGCCAGUAAUAUUCGGAAAAUCAAGCUGCCCAGAGUUUUUAACUGAGGCUUAUACUUCAAUUACAUAUCAUAGCAGAUUUCCAGAUUUUUAUGAUGAAAUAAAAAUUAAACUGCCAGCUGUUUUUACAGAGCAGCACCAUCUUCUUUUCACAUUUUAUCAUAUAAGUUGCCAGAAAAAAGUGGAACAGAAUCCUACUGAGACUCCUAUAGGAUAUACAUGGCUUCCUUUAUUUCGAGAUGGCAGAUUGCAAACUGGUGAUUUUAAUUUGCCAGUUAUGAUGGAGAACCCACCACCCAGUUAUUCCUUUCUUACACCUUUUAUUCAAAUUCCAAACACAAAAUGGGUUGAUAAUCAUAAAGGGAUCUUUAACAUUACUCUUCAUGCAGUAUCAUCUGUCUUUCCUAAAGAUCCAGCUGUCGACCGUUUCCUGAGUAUAUGCCGAAUGAUUGAAGAAGGAUCCAUGCCUGCAAAAAUUGGAGAAAAUUCUUUGGAGCAUGAAAUAAAAAACACUGUGCUAGAAAUAACUAAUGCUCAUGAUACUUCAUUGGAAUCAUUAGUAAAUUUUUUACCCAUGAUUCUUAACAAACUUAUUUAUUUACUUGUCCGACCACCAGUAGUUGCUGGUCAGUCAGUAAACAUCGGUCAAGCAGCAUUUGAAGCUGUAGCAAUGGUUGUGAAUGCUGUAACUACAGGAUUGGAAUAUCAGAAUGAUCGGCAUAACAGGAACAGUUUACUUGUGACGUAUCUUUCAUAUCAGUGUGUUGUUCCUCAUCAUGCUUCAUCUGUAUAUGGAUCCACAACAAGUGAAUCAAAUCCUCUUAGUCUUGGAUAUGGAACUUUAGGCAGAAACAUAUCUACACCCCUUCAUAAGUCAUGUUAUGGUCGAAGCAAUAGCAAUCCAGAUAUUGUGUCCUAUGCCGAUUCUGAUGGUGAAGUCAGUUCCAUUCUUUGUCGAGGAUUGGACCGAACUGCAAGUAUGAGAGCUGCUGCUGCUAUGCAAGAUAAUGUACUGUGUGCUAUAUCAAUGUCACAACCACGCAAAGUUCUCCAUGAAGAAAUAGCUUUACAAUGUGUUGUAUCAAAUGGAUCUGCUAGAGAACUCAUGCUGUCAAAUUCCUGGUUUUUCUUUGAUUUGAUCAUAAGAAGCAUGAUUGAACAGUUAGCAGCAACAAAUCGACUUGAUAUGCCACGGAAAAUGAGAUUUUGUGCUCAGUUUUUUGAUGACAUUACUACACUGGUCACAACAGUUACAUCUGAAAUUAUCAAUCAUUGCAACAAAGAAGGUUGUGAAAAAUUUACGAAGAAUUUAAAUUCUGGCUUAGCCUUUUUUCUUUGUGACUUGUUUUCGGUUGUAGAUCGAGGAUAUGUCUUUUGCCUUAUAAAAGCAUACUGUAAGCAAGUACUGUCCAAAAUAUCUACUGUUUCUGAUAGUAUAUUUUUGAUGUCUCUGAAGUUAGACUUUUUGAGAAUAAUAUGCAGCCACGAGCAUUUUAUAACUUUAAAUUUGCCAUUUGGAACCCCAGUCUCACCUUCUCCUGCAACUUCUCCAUGUCCUAGUGUUGCGUCUUCUUCAUCCCAAUGCUCUCUUCUUUCUACUGGUACUCUUGUAGAAAAAGGAAAUUUCACUGAGCUAUCUGUUGAAUUCAGGCAACAACAUUUUCUAGUAGGGCUAUUACUAUCUGAUUUAUGGACUGUGUUGUCUAUGAACAAUGCCAUGCUUCAUACAAAAGCUAUCAAUACAUUGAGGAAUCUGUUAACAUGUCAUGAAUUGGAUAGCCGUCUUGCUGAAAUUGAUCAUAGAGCUCGAGUUGCUAGCCUUUAUUUGCCCCUUAUAGGAAUUGUUUUAGAUGCACUACCUUUGCUUUAUGACUGGCAGACCACAACUAUUGGAAAUGCUGCGGAUUGUGAAAAUGAUUGCCGACUGAGUCAUGAUGUUGCAUCUGCUAUUUCAAGUUCUAGUAUCCCAAUGAAAGACACAAUUGUCAAACCAUAUGAUAUUUUCCAGAAUCGUAAACAACAGCUGAAAGAAGACACAACUAGACAUUUAUUAAUGUGUUUACUAUGGGUCCUUAAAAAUGUUGAUAAAAAAGUGCUAAGAAAUUGGUGGGCAGACUUGCAUCCUCGUCGACUACAUCAGUUACUCGAAAUUAUGUACAUAUGUAUUUCUUCUUUUGAGUAUAAAGGUAAAAAAGUUUUGAUGAAAUGCAGCCAGCAGCAUAUGCAAAAAACGUCUGAUAUAAAAUCUCGUUUGGAAGAUGCCAUCUUGGGGCAUACAAGUGCAAGAAGUGAAAUGAUGAGGCGAAAAGACCGCAAUCCACCUUCUCCAUCACCAAAUGCUGGAGAAAAAUUGAGAUGGCGAAAAGAUCAGAUGAUAUGGAAAUCUACUUCUGAAUUUGUGGAUAGGCCAAAAAUGGAAGUUGAAACAGCUGCUCACAUUGAAGGUAAUCUUGCUGCAGAAGUUAACAUGAUUGUUCUUGAUACGCUUGAGCUGAUAGUUCAGGUUGCCUGUCACACAGAUGCUUUGCAGGGUGUCUUGAGUACUGUUUUGAAAGUAUUACUGCAUGCACUUGGAUCUAAUCAAAGUACCAUAGUUUUGCAAAAUAUGUUUGCAACACAAAGGUCUCUUGUGUAUAAGUUUCCUGAGCUUUUGUUUGAAGAAGAAACGGAACAAUGUGCUGAUUUAUGUUUAAGAUUGCUUAGACAUUGCAGUUCAAGCAUUAGCAGUGUCAGGUCACAAGCAUCAGCAUCACUAUAUUUACUUAUGCGCCAGAAUUUUGAAAUUGGCAAUAAUUUUGCUCGAGUGAAAAUGCAAGUCACAAUGUCUUUAAGUUCACUUGUUGGUACUAAUCGAAACUUCAAUGAAGAAUAUUUGAGACAUUCACUGAAAACUAUCCUGAUUUAUGCUGAAGAAGACACCGAAUUGCAGGUUACUACAUUUCCAGAGCAGGUUCAUGACUUAGUUUUUAAUUUACAUAUGAUCUUAUCUGAUACUGUGAAAAUGAAAGAAUUUCAAGAAGAUCCUGAAAUGCUGAUGGAUCUUAUGUAUCGUAUUGCAAAAGGCUACCAAACAUCGCCUGAUCUUCGGCUUACAUGGCUUGCAAACAUGGCUCAGAAGCAUACUGAGCGAUCAAAUCAUGUUGAAGCUGCACAUUGCCUUGUUCAUUCUGCUGCUCUAGUUGCCGAAUAUCUUUACAUGUUAGAAGAUAGACCCUAUCUUCCUGUUGGAUGUGUAGCAUUUGAA